Quercus robur (English oak) is the source of this 1005-nucleotide messenger RNA. RefSeq lists its product as uncharacterized. The transcript has a single exon. Bases 1 to 1005 code for a protein of 334 amino acids. Gene Ontology annotation, molecular function: DNA binding. The record is from RefSeq and is a predicted model, not a curated record. NCBI's taxonomy places the organism in Eukaryota, Viridiplantae, Streptophyta, Magnoliopsida, Fagales, Fagaceae.
AUGGCUCAUCAUAGUUCAGGGGAUCCCGCAUGGGCUCAUGCCCGUGCAGGUACUUCUUCUGCUUCUGUGGCCUCUGCCCCUGCAAGAUCAGAGGAUCUCGCAUGGGCUCAUGCCCGUGCAGUGCCUAACGCAAAAAAUAACACUAUAUGUUUGCAUUGUAAUAAGUUGAUUAAAGGGGGUGGUAUUACUAGACUUAAGUAUCAUCUUGCUGGGAUUAGGGGUCAAGUUGAACCAUGUAAAAAGGUUUCAUCUGAUAUUAGGUUUCAAAUGAAACAAAUGAUUGAAGACUUGAAAAAAUCUAAACAAACUAAAAAGAGGAUUCAAUUAGAAAUUGGGAACCCAUAUGAUGUUGAUGAGGAGGAUGAUAAGGUUAGGGUUGUUGAAAAGGGUCCCCCUCAAACAUUAGGUAAACGAAAAUCUAGGGGAAAAGACGUUGACACUGAUAUGGGUCAAAUAAGAGGAAAGAAGAAAAUUAAGAGUUAUUUUGCUCCUAGAACAACUCCCGGUGCUCAACCCUCUAUAAGAAGUGCUUUGGCUACAAAAGCAAUGAUUGAUAAUGCAAAAAUGAAUAUGGCAAGAUGGUGGUAUCAUUCUAAUGUACCCUUUUAUGCAUCUCAGUCACCCUAUUAUCAACCUAUGAUAGAUUCCAUUGCUGCUAUUGGGCCGGGAUUUAAGGGGCCUUCUUUUUAUGAGUUGAGGGGACCCCUUUUGAAAAAUGUUGUCCAUGAAGUUAAUGAUUUUUUGUUAGAUAUAAAAAAUGAUUGGAAAGUAUAUGGCUAUUUAGUGAUGUCUGAUGGGUGGAAAAAUCAAAAACAACAACCAAUAAUGAAUUUUUUGGUGUAUUGUCCAAGGGGAGCCAUGUUCUUGAAAUCUAUUGACACUUCAAGCCUUACAAAGGAUGCUGAAACUUUGUUCAAUAUAUUUGAUUCUGUUGUUCAAGAAAUUGGUGUGGAAUAUAUUGUGCAAUUGAUUACAGAUAAUGCUUCUGCCUAUAAAAAAAGCUAG